Messenger RNA from Balaenoptera ricei (Rice's whale), 1858 nucleotides. RefSeq names its product retrotransposon Gag like 4 (gene RTL4). The record is from RefSeq and is a predicted model, not a curated record. The annotation marks the transcript as partial. The transcript has a single exon. Gene Ontology annotation, molecular function: zinc ion binding; nucleic acid binding. NCBI's taxonomy places the organism in Eukaryota, Metazoa, Chordata, Mammalia, Artiodactyla, Balaenopteridae.
UCACAGAGCAAAACCACUGUCUGCCCAUUGGUAUCCAAUAUUGGUACUCAAUUCUGCUUAGUCUCACUUGAUUCCAGAAGAUACAGUAGAGAAUUACACAGAAUCACCACCUACCAGAGUGCUCUGUUGAAGCAAUAUGAGAACUUUGUUCUUGGGUUACAGCAGUCAUUUGGUGAGCCCACAAAACAGGAAAUGAACCCCUUGGUGAAUGCUAAGGUUGACAAAAGGGACAACUUCUCUCAGCAGGAUGCCACUACUUUCCAGCUCCUUGCUCAAAAUCUGAGAUAUAAUGAAACCAAUCAGAGUGAUCACUACCAAGAGGAACUAGCUGACUCCAUUCAGGCUGAAGUAAGUGGCACAGAUCUGAUGGACAAUCUCCCAGACCUUAUCACUCAGUGUAUUCAGUUGGAUAAGCAACGUAGUGACAGGCCAGAGCUCCUGCAGUCAGAGGCCCAGAUCCCAGUGUUGGCUUCCCUGAUCCGCCACCAAGCCCUCUCCAACCCCACAGGUCCACCACCCAAGGAAGACCCUAUACAGCUUCGAGGAAGCCAGCCGCCUCUCACUCCAGCCAAACGAGCCCGCCAGCAAGAAACUCAGUCAUGCCUCUACUGCAGCCAGGCUGGUCACUUCACAAGAGAUUGCCUUGCCAAACGUUCUCGAGCCCCAGCAAGGAUAAAUAACCCAGCUCACCAGUAAGAGGAGCCCAGGCAGGUCGCAUUGUAAACUUAUAGCCCUCUCACCUCCAGCCUCAUUGAUUUAUAUCCUGCAUUAACAUUUAAAAUACAGAUGGGGAACGGGGAUACCACUUUACAGUCAUGAACUCCUAUGCGUCUGAGAAUUUAAACAACCAGAUCUUUUUCAUUUGGUGACCCAUCACCAAACUUGAUAAAGCAAUGAUGAAAACAAUUCCCAGGCACUUUCUACAGUUGGGACUAAUUUCCCAAGUGUACUGAAAGCCUGCAGGCAAAACUCUGCCCAGUCUGAUCCAAUGGAAACCACCCUGGCAAUACAUUGGGAACUCCAUCCCCACCAACAGGUGAUAGAUACCUGGGUUGAGUUUGUUGGCCCAAGGCCUUCACUCUUACUCUCAUUGGUCUGUAUCCUAGUCCCCUGUUGGUUUAAGACUCUUGGCUGAAGUCCCAGUUGCAUUUCCAUAUCCUACUAACAUUCUCCUACUAGAGGCUGAAUCCUGCUCCACCUAUUGACUGGAGUCCAAUUUAACACAAACCAACCUUCAUGGAAACACAGCUAUGCCACCUUUUCAUACAGCUAUAUAUUUUGCUACUAUUUAAAGACUGCUGCUUGCUCAAAAGUAAUCUCUUGGCUAUUGACAAACUAGAUGGUAUGGCCCUUUGAGCAGUCUGCUUGGAACUUUGGGUCCACUUCUUUGAGAGUUAGUCCUUCAGGCAGGUAUAUGUUUUUAGCCAAGCCCUAGCUUACUCCCCUUUUCUCCAACAACCUACUUCAGGUUCCAGCAUGUCUUAUGGCCAAGUCAAAAUGCUCUAGGAUAAUGACCUCUAACAAGUAUUUAGUGAGAGUUGGGGAAUGUGUCCCAUCAUAAUUACUGUGUCUGAAGCAUGUCCCUGCUGCCUUAGACAGGGAACCUGGCUAACUAAAUCUCCACUGAAGACUGAGGAUCAGGCCCUUCAGUAGUCUCUGACUCUAGAGGCCUCAGUGCGGUCACCAUCUAGGAUCACUACCCGUUGAUGCUAAGCUCUACCCUUAUGGACCACCUCUGGGGACCUUCAUCUAGUUGAGGAUCUUGAAGAGCAAUUAAUGGCAGACAAUUUUCUGAACCAUCUCACAUUUCAAAUCCUGGGGCAUAUACAUCAACACCAUCUGUAAAUAAAACUCACGA